Molecule: messenger RNA, 2029 nt
Organism: Alternaria rosae
Lineage: Eukaryota; Fungi; Ascomycota; Dothideomycetes; Pleosporales; Pleosporaceae
Product: major facilitator superfamily domain-containing protein
Exons: 4
Coding region: 131-1750 (539 amino acids)
Cellular component (GO): membrane
Molecular function (GO): sucrose:proton symporter activity
Source: RefSeq, a predicted model, not a curated record
ACUAUACAAUCCGGCUACCCAAUGCGCCUUUCCACAUUUUCCUAAUCACUCGAAGACCCCCGAGAGCUGCGCACGCGACUGCGCCCACGUUGCUGCCACGGUGCCAGGACGAGGAUAGUACUAGGGGAAGAUGCCGUCUGUUGCGCAAUGGCAGGGCACACCCUCAGUCAAGGGCUCGACUGAGAGCAUACGCAUGGCGUUGCUCACAGCCUCGCUCAUCGGCCUGCAGUUCACGUGGAAUGUCGAAAUGACAUACUGCACACCCUACCUCCUCGAACUCGGUCUUACAAAAUCCAAAAUUUCCCUCGUAUGGGUCGCCGGUCCGCUCUCAGGCCUCAUAAUGCAGCCCAUCGUAGGUGUCGUCGCGGAUCGGUCUACCUCCCGCUGGGGCCGUCGGAGACCGUUUAUGUUCUUUGGUACGAUACUGGUGGCCAUGUUCCUGUUGCUGCUGGGUUGGACGAAAGAGGUGGUUCGGUACUUUAUUAAAGACGAGGCUGCAGCUAAGAGCGCAACGAUAUACGUGGCUGUGUUUAGUAUAUACGGCAUUGAUUUCGCUAUCAAUGCUGUGCAGGGGAGUUGCAGAGGUCUGGUCGUCGAUACGUUGCCGAUUGCGAAACAGCAAAUGGGCAGUAGCUGGGCGAGUAGGAUGGUCGCGGUUGGGAGUCUGAUUGGGUACGGGGCGGGAGCGAUUGAUCUGAAGAAUGUGUUUGGCCCUAUGUUGGGAGAUACGCAGUUCAAGCAGUUGACCGGUGUUGCGGCGUUGACGCUCUGCUUGGCCAUUGGGACAACAAGUUGGGCUGUUACGGAGAGAGUGCUCAUUAACGACGGAGCGGAGGAGGGCAAGGAACUGGAUCUCAAGCAAGUUCUCGGUACCAUCGUGCAUACUGCUUUGAAUCUGCCUAGGAGUAUCCAGGCUAUCUGUACAGUACAGUUCUGGGCUUGGAUUGGCUGGUUUCCUUUCCUCUUCUACAGCACCACGUGGGUUGGUGAAGUAUACCUACGAUACGACGCCCCAGCAGAAGUCAAAGCAGCCGGUGAUCUCACAGGCAAGGUUGGUCGCAUUGGUUCCAUGGCCCUCAUCGCUUUUUCCAUCAUUACAUUCGUAAUGUCUGUCCUCCUGCCCUUCUUCGUACAGAGCCCAGAAGAAGAUGAAAAAGGACCUGGCUUCUCCCGCCCACCCAAGCACUUAACGGGACUGGCGAAAUACAAACCAAGCCUGCUUACCGCGUGGACAACUGCGCAUUGUAUCUUUGCAGGAAGUAUGGUCAUGGCACCUUUUGUAAGAAGUUUGAGGCACGCAACUAUCAUCAUUGCUUGCUGUGGCGUAUCAUGGUCCGUCGCUUGUUGGGCUCCUUUCGCCUUCCUCGGUGUAGAAAUCAACCGCCUCAACACCUCCACCUCCCACUCCGCCCACCCAAAGCGCACCUCCAUCGACCUUCCCGAAGCGCAAUCCAACCUUGAAAAGGGCAGUGCGCCUUCCUCCAGCGGCGGAGCAAGCUCAGGCCAAUACCUCGGCAUCAUGAAUUUGUAUACCACGCUACCUCAAUUCAUGGGCACAGGGAUAUCGUGGGUAGUAUUCUCCAUCUUGGAGCCCGGAAAAAGCCCGGAGUUGAGCGAGGCGCCGCCAGAGGAACAUCACAAGACGGACGGCCCGAACGCGAUUGCGGUUUGUCUGUUCAUUGGGGCUUGUUCAGCGUGUAUGGCCGUUGUGGCUACAAGGAGGUUGGGAAGGAUACAGGGAAGACUGUAGAACCAUCAUUGCCAUGUCCAUGUCAAAAGGUUCAGCUCCUGCUUCACGAUCAGAACUGUCGGGAAUAGUGUCUUUGCACAGGCCGCUAGUCGCCAGUAGAGAACAUGACUCUUGGUGACAUCCACCCCCAACAUGCUGCCAUCCGUGGCUGCCCAGGAGCGCUUUCCGCUUUUGGGGUUAGGCAAGCGCGAUGGAGCCAGAGAGAUUUUGCUAAGGGUUUGCUAAGGAUUUUCCAGAGACCCGCUUUGUUCUAGAAGGCAGGUGUGGCUACUAAUCGAA